UUCCAACGUAAGCAAAAAUGAAUCACAACAAUUCAAUGUUCAACUUCAAUCUAAAUCAUUAGAAAUUAAUUCGACUUAUUUCGUAAGGUAUUUAGUAAUAUACAUUAAGAAAUAAAUAAGAGACAGAAGGCUCUUCAAUAUUAAUUAAAAACAUGGAUGCAAGGGCUGCAAAGUUAGCCAAUGCUCGUAAGAAGUUACGAGAUCACCAAGAGAAGAAAAUAAACCAAAAUGAUGAUAGUGGCCAAAAUUCUGAGAGAGAUACUGAACAAAAUUUUGGAGAGACAAAAAGUAGUUUGCUAAAUAAUACCUGUGAUAAUUCACUAGUAAUACCAUCAGAUAUUACUAUCCAAACAAAAGAUGUACCAGACGCAAUUGAAAAUAGUGUAAUCAAUGAUACUGCAAUUAAACAAGGUGUUUCUUGUGUUCAAGACAUACAAACUGAAUAUUUACUUAAUAAUCAAAAAAGCCUUGAAAGUAAAUUAGAAAAUCUUCAAACCCAAUUCUCAGAACUGAAUGAAUGUUAUGUUGCAGAAACUCAAAAGCAUAACCAAGCUAAGAAUAAAAUUUAUAAUUUAGAAAGGGAAGUUGAAAAUAUCACCUUACAAUAUAAUAUUUGUGCAAAAGAAUUACUUAAAAAGGAUGAAUUGAUCAAAGGGUUGCAGUCCAACAUUGAGACCUUAAUAGAUGAUAAUAAUAGUUUGGUUGAGCAAAUAGAGUUUACUAAGUCUCUUUUGAAAACAAAGGAAACAGAAUACGCUAAUCUUCACUCUCAAGCAUGCUCUUAUUACAACCAAUUGGAAACAACAAAGCUACAAAUACAACAACUAACAAGUGACACAAAUGCAAAUGUAAAGAACCUGGAUUUCAUGAAUGAAAAAGAGUAUUUAAGCAAUAACAUAAAUACUUUAGAACAAAAAAUUAGGGCUUUACAACAGGAAAAAGAUACUUUGACAUCACAUUAUGAGCAUUAUGUAAAAGAUUUAAAUGACCAGCUGAAAAAUUCAAUGUUAAGAAAUGAAGAUCUAUCAAAAGAACUUUAUAGACUAAAUGAAAGAGAAAAUUAUCUUGUGGAGCAGAUAGGUGACAUGGAAAUAAGAUUACAGAACUUCAAUAAAAAGGAUUUUGAAGUAGAAACACAAAGUGAUACCACAGAAUUACAAAAACAAAUUGCUAUUUUGGAAGAAAUUGUUGAAGAAGUCAAGAAAAAGUAUAGCCAACUUGAAGACCAGCACCAAGUAUGUCUAUUAAAGAUUCAAGAAUUAGAAAGCAAAGAGAAACCUGAGUGUGAUCAUGAUAAUAUAAGCAUAGAAAAACUUUCUGCAGAUAUAACUAGUGAUAAAAUAGCAGCUCAAAGGGCCACCGAACAAAACUUGCAGCUCAAAUCUGAUAUAGAGGAACUUCAGCAAGUUGUAGUUAAAAUGACAAAAGAUAAACUGGAAUUAACAGAGAUGUUGGCCCAUGAAAAAAUUUUAAAUAAGGAGCUAAUCCUAAAGCUGGCUGAUAUAGAAGAGAAAGCAAAGGAAGUCCAUAAAAAGUUGCAGGCAAAAGAUGUAGAAAUGAUUAGACUCCAAAAUGAAUGGAGGCAAAUGGAACGAAAAAAUUAUUUAUUGCAACAUGAUCAUGUUGAUAUGACAUCUCAUACUGAAGAGAAACAGUCACAGAAUGAUUUGGUAAAUAAACAUGAUGGAGUCAAAGAGGAAGAUAAUUUAAUUGAGACAAACAAUAAUGACAAAGAGAAUGAGAUUCUGCUCAACCAUCAUAAUAAUAUAGACAAAAGAGAAGCAAGCAUAGAGCAAAAAACUAACUGUUGUAUUCCAAAGGUUGAUGCAAUGUCAAAACUACAAGAACGCUUUACCCACAUAAUGGAUGAAGUAGCCAAUUUAUCAGAUGAAAAACACAGACUUGAACAUAUAAUACUGCAACUUCAAAAUGAAACUGAUACAAUUUGUGAAUAUGUGGCUCUGUAUCAACAGCAACGCAGUUUGCUUAGAAAAAGAGACGAGGAGAGGACUCACCAAUUAAAAAUAUUUGAAAUAGAAUGUAAUGAACUUAAAAGACAUUUAGAUGAACUUCAUCAACUAUUUCUCAGAUUGGCAGAAAAUAAUGAAUUUAUAGAGUAUCUUAAUAAAGUAGCUAAAAGUGAUGAGAUGCUACGGAUAAAUGAGCUGCUCGAAACCCUGCAACAAAGUAGAUUGGUCACAAAUAAUUUGAAAAAUUUGGGUUUGGAAAGCUUUUAUCCAUGUAGUUGCUGUUCUGGAAAGUUAAUUGAAGUAUGAAUUACAAUCAAUGUAAUGGUAAUUAUGUAUUAGGUAGGUGAUAUCAUUGUUAUAAUUUACAGGCACUUCUCUGAACACACCAUUAAUACAUAAAAUACCUAUUUAUUAAUACGGCUUUACUCAUGUGUUACGAUUCGAAGGUCGUUUAUUAGGGUGAGUGUGGUGGGUUCGCGAUAAUGUCCUGCCUCUUCCCGGCAAAACGGUUUUACUCACCCAUAAAACGUAAGUAAAGCCGUAUUAAUAAAUAAAUUAAUAAUCACUACAGUCGAACCUGGAUAAGCGAGAGCUCAACUGAGCACAAUCUCAUUCUCGCUUAUAGAGGUUUCUCACUAACCCGGGUAACUAUAAACUGAGUAAGUCCCAAGGUACACAGGCACACAUGUCCAUUUGAAAAGAAUGCGAGAAAACAAUACAAAAACAAUGGUAGAAAGUACUAAGUAGUAAAGAACAGAAUUUAUGACUCAUUCUUAAUGAGUCAUAAAAUAGCAGAUAAUAAAUUAGAUUUGUCAUUUGUUACUGCACGUGUGUAUCUUUUAUGUAUGUAUGUAUUUUUAUUGUAGCUAUAGUUCCUCCUAAAUAAUAUAAAGAAAUAAAGCUCGACUGUCGCUUAUAGAGGUAUAGAUAAGCAGCAGUCUCACUUACAGAGGUUUCUGUUUCUCGCUAAUAGAGGUUUUGGGGGCUUAAAAUGACGGGUCCUGGCUAUUACUCUCACUUAUAGAGUUUUCUCACUUAUCCAGUUCUCGCUUAUCCAGGUUCGACUGUAUUUAAUAAUUAACAAAAUACCUAGGUAAUUUUAUUUAUGAUAUAGAAGAAAAAAACACCUGUCAUACAUUUAUAGGAUCAUAUCGAACCAAUUAUUAAUGUAAAUUGAUAUUUUUGUCUAUUUUUUAAAUAUUCACAUUCAGGUAAACAGAAUGGUUAUUCCAAAAUAGAGAUGCUAGAUCUGUGUACCUAUAUAAAACAAAUGUUGAUUGGCAUAUAAGGCUUGAGUAAGAAAACACAGAUGUUGUGAUUUAGUGUUGAAUAUUUUAGAAACGAAACAUUCUUUGUGCAAUCUAGGUAGGUACUAUAGUACUAUAAAUUUUAUGAUCUAUUCCAAAAUGUUAAUUUACAAUAACAUGUGUAUAGUUAAGUUAUUUUAUACAAUGCCUAAACUUGUGUGAAAUAUUAUUAAUUUUUUUGGUGCAAUGCAUACUGUACCCAAGUAUUUAAUUUACCUGCUGGUCUUCUUCCAAUGUGUAAAGUAAAUUUGUAAUUUUUUUGUUACCUUGUUAUAAAUUAUUUGAUUGGAGUCAGUAUUAUUCUUUUUUUAUGCACCUUGCAUUAAAGAUAACACAAUAAUUAGAACUUGUACUCAAUAGUUAAUGCUAUUUUUGGAUUAUUGGUUAUUAAAUUAUAAUUAGUGUGCCAGGUAGGAUGUAUCCACUCUGUAUAUAGGGCGGCACUGAAAAUUUCGGGAAUCAAGGAAGUGACACAACAUUACUAUUUAAAAAUGUAUUUAAAGUAUAUUUAAGUAUUCUCCGCGAAAUUUGACACAUUUUUCCAUACGAUGGAACCAAUCAUUGAAGCAACCAUUCAUUCGGAAGUUGGGUUUCCAAAAUGGCCGUUUUAUAGGCGUCCACAGCUUCUUCAGGUGAUGAAAAUCUCUGACCACGCAAUUUAUUCUUUAUUUUAGGGAAAGUAUAGAAAUUAUUAGGGCUUAGGUCGGGGCUGUACGGCGGAUGGUCUAAUAAUUCUAUGUUUUCUUGCUCUAAAAACUCUUUUGUUCUGUGCGCGGUGUGAGAACUCGCAUUGUCGUGAUGGAGGAUAAUGCGGCGGUUGCAGUUCUCUUUACGGAGUUCAGAAACGCCCUGUGGCAAACAAAUGCUAGCAUACCAUUCUGCAUUAACCGUUCUUUGUCGCUCAACAGGAAUAGUCUCAACAUGGCCGGUUUUGGAGACAAACGUGGCCACCAUUUUUUUUGCAACACUUCGUAACGAACAGUUUUUGUUGGCUUGAACUCAUUUUCGAACACCAAAACUCGUGACUGGUUUUUUGUUUCGGCUUCGUACUCAUAUAUCCAGGAUUCGUCACCUGAUACGAUUUAGUAUACAGCAUUUGAGGAUCCUGCGUGGAAUCUUUCGAGAGUUCUGACGCACCAAGUAACGCGAGCCGCUUUAUGCUCUUCACAGAGCAAAUGCGGUAUCCAUCGGGAAAACAACUUUUUUACACCUAAUUGUUCAUGCAAGAUUAUUUGUAUUUGACUCAUGCCAAUGACUAAAGUUGCCUGAAUUUCGCGGUAUGUCACAUGUCGAUCUUCCUCAAUCAGCUUACGCAACGUUUUCUUUGGUGACUGCAGUUUUUGGACGACCUUCACGGGGAUCAUCACUGAGCUUGACACGUCCACGUUGAAAUUCAGCAAACCAGCGAUAUAUUGUGGUUUUGGAUGGGGCUUCAUCACCAAAUGCAGAAAUCAUCCGGUCAACACACUGUUUUUGUGUUAAACCACUUCGGAAGUCAUAAUAAAUCAUUGCUGUAGAAUUUUCUCGAGUCAAUUCCAUUUUCUCCACGACUAAACCAGUUUGAAAAGAUCUUGUGACAAGACCGAGAAUCUUUUUUUAAAUAAAUAAAUGGUAUUCGAUUUUUAAAACCAUGGAGUUUUCAAUUAAAAAGAUUUAAAUAUGUCAGGAACAGUGGGAAUAUUCCAUUCCCGAUACUUUUAGUGCAGCCCUCGUAUAACUUUAUGGUUAUUUUUUGAAACCAACUCACUGUUAUCCCUUUAUUAGUGCAGAUUCGUCUUAACUACCUUUAAUUAUUAAAAGGUUUCCAAAUCUCUAAUAAUUUUAUACUCAUUUAUUUCAGAUUGCGGUGCAAACUGUAAAACAUUAUUUCUACAUCUUGAACUUUUUAUAUGAAAGUAGUCACUUUUUUUUAUAUAAAAGAGGGGGCAAGAGACUUACAUGCUAGGAAGUGGUGAGGCAACCCCCCCAGUGAUAUCCGCAAAACCAGGGGUCAAAAGAUGAGUUGCUAGCCAUAUGCUCUUAUCUUGAAGGUCCCUGAGUCGUAUCAGUUCGGGAAAACUGCAGCUCGUAAUUGAUUCCACAAAGUGGCUGUGCGAGGCAUUCACAUUUUGACGUGUCCGGGGGUGAAAUGCGGCUACAGUUAUAAACCUGAUAAUCUCUUCUGAGAACUCCUCCUGAUGAAUGAGAUAGAAGAUGCAGUGAGAACCCACAUCUCUAUCUCAGGCCAAAGAAUCAAGCCGAUUGGAGAUGACUUGAUCAUAAAUGAUUUGAGCCGCUCUUCAUUGUAUGUGGUGUAGAAACAGGGUGAGAACUCCAUGUGAGUCCCAAUUUGCAUCUUAUAUAGUUGCAGGCGGAUACUAGCUGUGACAGUAGGAGAAAUGAUCUCGAAUCGAAGCGAUACGACAAAGGAAGACUUUAGCAGUGAACUCACAAACUUGUGUCACCUUAAAUUAUCGACUUUUAUCGCGUUUAUUUAUCGACUGACUGCUUAGUAGCAUCGCGCGCGCAGGCGCCGGCCACAUACGGCUAUGUAUGCAUAACAAUUUUGACGGCACCUUUCCGAGACUUUGCAUAGCAUAUAUUUCAGACACAAGUUAAUUCCGGUUCUUGUCGAUGCUAACGCAAGAGAUGUUUGUAUAUCCUGUCUGCCGCCACAGCAAUGAAUACUGCUUAUUUGCAGGAUAUCAUUGAUAUGCAGUCGCAAAAGAAACAAUGUAGGAGAUAAUGCGCAGCCUUUCGGGACACCAGCGUUUAUGGGUUUUAAGUCAUCUUCCCUGUGCAGUGAAAGAAUGGCAGCCUUGGAUAGACUUGGCGAGUAACCACAACGCACGAGUUCCCGAGGGAAGGGAAAAACUUUCACAAAUGGAUGGUAGUAUUUAACUUUCAACAAGUGAUAUCACAUUUGAAAAAUAUAUUUGAACUUGAAGUCAUUCAAGUUUCUCGACAAUUCUGCCUAUAUGCUUCGACUCUGCACUGACAAUAAUCAGUUUGUGGGAUCUCGAGGCGUGAUUGUACCCAGUGUGUUUUAAGUUCAUCGAUACUUUCAUACUUAGAUUAGUUAAUGUGGUAGUACCACAUUACCUGUGACCUGCCAUCAAUAGGUACCGAGACGGUUGGAUUUAAGAGUUCUAUACGUUGAAAUCGCUAAGAAUUACGAUAUCUUCGGUGGGCAUCUGCUCCAACACGGAAUCUGUAGCCAUUUGGAUGUGCUCAAGGAGCCGGUCAGUCUCCGCGUUACCGCUAUGGGACCUAUGCGCAUAUUCGUGGAUGGUCAUCGACAGCCAGAGAACGGAUAGGUCCUGUCCUGUAGAACACAUCCUCUCUGACUGAUUAUUAUUAAUUAAUGUCUCUGAGAAAGAGGAUCUAAAGAUUAGGUACUGUUUAGCAAUAUUAAAUUAAUAACUUAAAUUAAUUUUGAAGCGAAGCUUUUAUACGGAACUUCGGCCCGCUCGUCGGGGCUGUCUACAUCUCUAGGUUCAAAUAACAAUUUGAUUUCAAGUUUCAGGCAGACUUUUAAUCAUGUUUAUCUUUGUAUAGAGAUAUAAUCCUAUCAGGCUUUGUCAAAGGUGUUUUGACAACAGGAUUUUCACGUCUCAAAACAGUAGCCCAUUGGGCUACCUAUAUACUGAUUAGGGAGAUAAUAUUAUUAUGUCCAUUUUACAAAAUAACUUUUCACUACCCUCAAAUAGUGUCUAGUUCUGUCUGCCGGCAGAAAUAUUAUCAAAUCAGUUUUGUUAAGAUUAUUACACACGACAUAUGCAAGAUAAAAUUCGAAUGAUACAUUUGCUUACUAUAAUAACACGAUGAGUUCAGCUCAAGGAAAGUCCAUAUUUUAUUGAUAAUUCAUAUAAAUUAUUUUCCCACCCUCUUCUUCAACCUUCAGGCAGCAAAUAAAAGCUUUUGACUUCAAGUUAUGAACUCUAACUUCUACUCUAUUUUCUUCUUUUUUUUCAACAAAUGUAUGCAUAUGGAGCAUAUAUCCCUAGGUAUAAAACCAAAUUGAAUACUGUGUCAAAAAUAUCUUAAAACUAAAAAAAGUGGACAUAUAUCUACCUAGUUUUGACAUAAUGACAAACCAGCGCUGCAGCCAUUAUUGGUUUACAGCACAAGCUGAGCAUCGGCCUUUUCUUUUGCCACACAGCAUAUUUAGUUAAGUUAGGAUUAGGAAUAUAUAUUAACCCCCUUAUUCAUAAUAGUCUGCUAACUUAAAGCAUUGCUAAUUCUCACUCUGUCUUCUUCUAUUGACCUAAGUCAGAAUGAGAAAAAACACUCCUUAGCGGCUGUUUAAAGUUAGCGGACCAUUAUGAAUAAGGGGGUAAGUAUUUAGAUUGUAUUUUUUAUGUGUGUGGCAUGGAACACAUUUUUCUUUCUGUCUUACAUUAUACCGCUGAUUAUAUAAAACUGGAACUGUUUAAAUAAAAUUAAGAUGUUUA
Molecule: messenger RNA, 7710 nt
Organism: Leptidea sinapis
Lineage: Eukaryota; Metazoa; Arthropoda; Insecta; Lepidoptera; Pieridae
Product: golgin subfamily A member 2-like
Exons: 4
Coding region: 153-2276 (707 amino acids)
Biological process (GO): Golgi organization
Cellular component (GO): Golgi cisterna membrane; Golgi apparatus; Golgi cis cisterna
Source: RefSeq, a predicted model, not a curated record